Molecule: messenger RNA, 1011 nt
Organism: Diplodia corticola
Lineage: Eukaryota; Fungi; Ascomycota; Dothideomycetes; Botryosphaeriales; Botryosphaeriaceae
Product: mitochondrial phosphate carrier protein
Exons: 3
Coding region: 1-1011 (336 amino acids)
Biological process (GO): mitochondrial phosphate ion transmembrane transport
Cellular component (GO): mitochondrial inner membrane
Molecular function (GO): phosphate transmembrane transporter activity
Source: RefSeq, a predicted model, not a curated record
AUGACACCGAAGCUCGACACCGGCGCCGCGGCGCAGAAGAAAAUCGAGCUCUUCUCCGGCACUUACUUCGCCGCCUGCACGCUGGGCGGCGUCAUCGCAUGCGGCCCCACCCACACAGCCGUCACGCCGCUCGACCUCGUCAAAUGCCGCCGCCAAGUCGACCCGAGGAUCUACACGUCCAACGCCUCCGCCUGGCGCAGCAUCUUCGCCAAAGAGGGGCUCCGCGGCGUCUUCUUCGGGUGGGCCCCGACGUUCGUGGGGUACAGCUUCCAGGGCGCGGGCAAGUACGGCUUCUACGAGGCGUUCAAGUACGCGUACGGCGAGCGCUGGUUCCCCGCCGCCAACAAGACGGUCGUGUACCUCGCGGCGAGCGCGAGUGCGGAGUUUUUGGCGGAUGUGGCGUUGUGUCCGUGGGAGGCGGUCAAGGUGCGGAUGCAGACGACGUUGCCGCCGUUUGCGAGCGGGUUGCGGGAGGGGUUGGGGAAGGUGGUGGGGAAGGAGGGCGUGAGCGGGUUGUAUAAGGGGUUGGUGCCGCUUUGGGGGAGGCAGAUUCCGUAUACGAUGGUCAAGUUCGCCUCGUUCGAGAAGGCGGUCGAGCAGAUCUACAAGCAGCUCGGCAAGCCAAAGGAGGCGUACAACAGCUUGCAGCAGACGGGCGUGAGCUUCCUGGGCGGUUACAUUGCGGGCAUCGGCUGCGCCGUCGUCUCGCAUCCUGCAGGUAACGUUUUUCCCAUUUCUCCCGGCCCCCUCCCUAACCCUCCAGCUAUGGCUAACCAUGGGAUUUCUCUCUUCUCCUCAGACGUCAUGGUCUCGAAGCUCAACAGCGACCGCAAGGCCGGCGAGGGCGCCGGCGCGGCUAUGGCGCGCAUCUACGGCAACAUCGGCUUCACCGGCCUCUGGAACGGCCUGCCCGUCCGCAUCGUCAUGAUCGGUACGCUGACUGCGUUCCAAUGGCUCAUCUACGAUAGCUUCAAGGUGUACUUGGGCCUGCCGACGACUGGUGGGCAUUAG